GAUUGACGAACACUAUAUAAUCUCAGGCUGUGCCUGUCUGGUAAACUGUACUGGUGUUCCAAAAACUCUAAACCUAACAUUUGCUCAGGCAAAGAAAAUUAGUAAGAAGUUGAAUCUCUCUUUGCUGACAUACAACAUUUUGGAUGCUGAAAAGAUAUCAGCGUUGGGAGAUGCUCUGUUGAAUCUUGCGUAUGUGAGAUUGGGUACGAAAAUUGGUAUCCCAAUGUGUCCACGAUCAAAAAACUAGGAAAUAACAAAAAGUAAGAAUGAAGAAAUUAUCAAGUAAAUCACAGGCCUAUGCGUCGAGUCAGGAAGAUAGCGAGAACGAUAGCGACGAGACAGAAUGUAGUAUUGGGAGUAAUUCGACUGCUGGUACUCACAGGAGUGACACACCAACGCGGAGUACAAGAUUUCGGCGUAAGGGUCGUCGCAAGAACAAAGCAACGAAAACAAAGCCGGCCAAUGACAAGCCAUUGUACAAAUAUUGUUGCAGCGUGAAAGAAGAUCACGGACAACCCCUGUUCGGUGUGCAGUUCAAUCACUAUUUAAAAGAGGGAGAACCAAUGAUAUUUGCAUCGGUGGGGAGUAACAGAGUGAGCAUUUGGGAGUGUCCGGAAGGUAGUAACAUUAAACUACGGCAGUGUUACGCGGACCCGGACGUUGAAGAGAAUUUUUAUACUUGUGCGUGGACUUACGACGAUUUGGGCAAACCAUUGUUAGCUGUAGCGGGCUCACGAGGAGUCGUGAGAGUCAUAAGUCCAGUGACCGCGACUUGUAUAAAGCAUUACAUCGGUCAUGGCCACGCGAUAAACGAAUUAAAAGUUCAUCCAAACGAUCCGAAUAUAUUAUUGUCAGCAUCAAAGGAUCACGCCCUGCGACUUUGGAACAUAAAAUCAGAUGUUUGCAUCGCUAUUUUCGGAGGCGUCGAGGGUCACAGGGACGAGGUCCUGAGCGCUGAUUUCGACAUGCAUGGCACUCGUAUAAUAUCGUGCGGCAUGGAUCACGCAUUAAAAUUAUGGUCCCUCGACAAGCCCGACAUGCAAGAAGCCAUAAAACAAUCGUACUUUUGCAACCCAACCCGAAACAGUCGUCCCUUCGAUUCGGUGUUGCAACAUUUUCCUGAUUUCACGACUCGCGACGUUCAUCGUAAUUACGUCGACUGUGUUAAAUGGUUCGGUGAUUUUAUACUGAGUAAGUCUUGCGAAAAUUGCAUCGUUUGCUGGAAACCAGGACGUCUCGAAGAUUCGCAAUUGAGAAGCGGCGAAACGAGCGCAACUAUUUUACACCGUUUCGAGUUCAAAGAGUGCGAUAUUUGGUUCGUUCGUUUUUCAACCGAUUUUUGGCAAAGGACUAUAGCUCUCGGUAAUCAGGUCGGUCGUACUUAUGUUUGGGAUUUAGACGUCGAUGAGCCGGGCCAAGCGCGUUGUUUCUCACUCCAGCAUCCACGAUGUACAGCUCCCAUAAGACAAACGAGCCUUAGUCGAGAUGGCUCAGUUUUACUCUGCGUUUGUGAUGAUGCGACCGUUUGGAGAUGGAAUAGAGAUCAAUAAUGAAUCUUCAGUGCCAUUUUCUCUUUUUAUUAACACUCGUGGAAUGGACAAAGGCAACAUUGACGACUGUGAACUAUACAUUUUGUGUGCGCGAUAAGCGACUAAGUUGCUCGAACGUUUACUGUUUAACAAUAUUGAACUGUUCACAGUUUCUACGUCUACGUAGUUUAGUUAGGCACUGUGUUUUUUUUUCGUCGAAUUCUCGACUUCGAUAUCGAUCAAUGAACAAUGGAACUGAUUACAAUCACUACGCCAAUCACGCGUAGAUUUUAGUUAGGAAUUGUGUAUUAUCGUUUUUAAUUUUUCCUAUGUAACUUUUGACAACUCUGGUAUCGAUAUUGCAGCUAUAUUUUGUACCAUUCGAAUGCUGUUUUAUAUCGUACAAAUAUUCCUCACCGGAAUGAUGAAUUGUCGACAGGUUUUAUCGAUAAAUAGUGAAACUCGUUAGAUAUAGUUAUUUUUACGUAAUAAAUAUUCAUAUUUUCACCGAAAA
Venturia canescens is the source of this 2043-nucleotide messenger RNA. Its product is annotated as polycomb protein EED-like. Gene Ontology annotation, cellular component: ESC/E(Z) complex. The transcript is spliced from 2 exons. The record is from RefSeq and is a predicted model, not a curated record. The coding region runs from base 267 to 1550 and encodes 427 amino acids. Lineage: Eukaryota; Metazoa; Arthropoda; Insecta; Hymenoptera; Ichneumonidae. Gene Ontology annotation, molecular function: nucleosome binding; protein binding. Gene Ontology annotation, biological process: heterochromatin formation; negative regulation of transcription by RNA polymerase II.